Ceutorhynchus assimilis (cabbage seed weevil) is the source of this 2405-nucleotide messenger RNA. The record is from the annotation of a GenBank genome assembly. Lineage: Eukaryota; Metazoa; Arthropoda; Insecta; Coleoptera; Curculionidae.
ACGAAGCGGUGCGCCCGUUCCAGAGUGUUUGUUCAGUUCAAUGCCGACGACUUAGUUUAUGACGUCGGCAAUGGUGAUUCACCAAUAUGCCGGCGAUUACCAAAAACGAGGCCGAUUAGCAAUCCUUAGUAGUGUGUAUCAUCCUUCUGAACAUCCAACCGAUGAAUCAUGAACGGUUUCGAAACUACUCUUGUAUCUUGUAUACGAAUUUCGAAUUCUACGCACAAAUGUUAGGUUUUGCGCAGAAUCGUGACUCAUUAUACAGUUUUGGAACAAAGCUAAGGACAGCUGCCAAUGCCAAGAAAUCAAGAAAAGAAGGUAAACAAAAGUGUAAAUUGUAAAUGAAAAAAAUGGAAUUUGUUGAAUAGAACACUUUUUUAUUGUGAAAUUCACAAGGAAAAUCAAAUCAUGAACGUCUUGUCCUGCAAACUUUGUGUCUUCACUAUAUUGAUACUCUUGAAGAGUGCCUUUGCCAGUAACAUCACGCAUUUGGUGUUUGGAAGCUACACCGAUGGAAUGCCUGCAGCCUUUGGAGAUUUCAACUCUGACGAACUUACUGACGUGUUUGUGAUUUUAGAUAACAACAAAGCUGUUGAAAUACUGUUAGCUCAUGAGGAAGAGCCGUUGCUAAGGCCAGCUAAGGACCCGUUAAAAUGUAUUUUUAGCGAAUCAACAAUAACGAGCGUUGUUCCUGGGGACUUUGAUGGGGAUGCUCUUAUGGAUGUUAUGGUCACUACAAUUUUUAAACGAACAGAACAAGAUUCUCAAAAGCCAUCACAUACUAAUGUAUACAUUUUAUGGGGUGGAGCAAAUCACUUGAAUUGUACUGAUGAACAUAAUCCAGUAAUAAAAAUGAUUGGGCAACCAUUGGCUAUGGAUUAUAACCAGGAUAUGAUAGUAGAUCUCUUUGGACAAGAUAUCAACAAAAAAAGAAUGUUUUGGGUGUUUAAUAAAGAAAGGAAGGGUCCGCGUAUAGUCCCCAUGGAAGACAAUCAUAGUAAUCGAGGUGAAUUGAGUCGGCCACAUGCUCAUGCAUUUUUAGACGUAAAUCAUGAUUACAUGGCCGACCUCUUUAUCACAACCAAUGAUCACUUUGAAGUAUGGCUAGGCAACGAAAAUGGGUCCCAAUUUAUUUAUCAGACCACAAUCAAUUUACCGGAAAAUUCUAAAAUUAUUGGCCAGUCUCUUUUUAUGGAUGUUGAGCUAAAAGGCUCAAUGGAUUUAGUAACACCAGUUUGUGCAGAAAGGGAGAAUGGAAAUUGUAAAGGAGCUGCACUUAUGGUUCAUUCAGAUGGACAAUGGAUAAAUUUACAAGUUAAUUUCAAAGAUGAUGCUGGAAAUCUUUGGAGAUUUUAUCUUAAAGAAGGUAGCAGAUAUACAAAUGUAAUUACCCUGAGGAGUGGAGAUUUCAACAUGGAUGGUUACCCUGAUAUUUUAGCAACCUUAUCUCCAGAAAAUGAUGACCAUCCACAAUCAUUUUUAUUGGAAAAUGUUGCAUGUCAAAGUGGUUGUGGUAAAUUCAAGCGAUCAUUCGCAGUCAAAUGGAACACUUUAAGUCCAUUCCGAAACGGCACAGCAAUGGCCGCCUUUUUUGACUUCUACCAGGAUGGUAUUUUGGAUUGUAUUCUGGUUACUUAUAAUGGCAGGCAAUAUCAAGCUGCUGCAUUCAAAAAUAGUUUGGAUUAUGACGCUAACUUUAUAAAAGCAAUGGUAUUGACUGGAUUGACUAAUAAAGAUCAUGAAAUGAUUAACGGCAGACUUGGCAAAAAAAGAAGGACAUACGGAUCAAAUUUGCCAGGUCCAUCAAUAUCUUACAAAACAACAACCCAAGAAGGCAACUUACGUCACGGCGUAUCUCCCCAACUACCCCAAUCUGCACAUUUCAGUUUGAAUCUCCCUUAUACAAUAUUCGGUUUGGGUCGUACUCCCAACUUUGUGGAUUAUCUCACAGUAGGUCUUUCCAACCAUUCUAGAUAUUGGACACAAAUUAUACCCAAUUCCCAAAUGGUUGUUAUUCCUUGGCCAGUAAACCAAUCUUGGAAAUGGAAAGCUCAGUUAUUUGUAACACCUAGUAAACUUAUUCUGAUGUCUGUGGCAGCCUUGACUGCUGUUUGUGGUAUGAUAACUGUGAUAAUUGGGGUUUUGCAUUGGAAAGAACGACAGGAAGAUAAGAAAGAGAGGUUGUCAGAGAGUCAUAGAUUUCAUUUUGAUGCAAUGUAAAAAUCAAUAUUUAUUUAUUUCCAUAAUUAAGAAACCACAAGAACAUAGUAAUCCAUUGUAUAUAGACUUUUUAUUAGUUAUAAGUUUCCAAAAUAUUGAAUGCUAAGAAUUUAGAUGUGAUACAAUAAUAUUAAUAAUAAGUACCUAUAAUGAUCAUUGUUAAAUAUUUAAAAUAAACUAUUUAA